Molecule: messenger RNA, 728 nt
Organism: Porites lobata
Lineage: Eukaryota; Metazoa; Cnidaria; Anthozoa; Scleractinia; Poritidae
Source: the annotation of a GenBank genome assembly
AUGCCACAGUGGUCAAACAAUUUUCGCUUUCAUUCUAGGUAAGUCCACAGUAAAUUCUGGAUUUCAAGGAAUAAUACGCCUACAUCUAAUGUUCGUGUUUCAUUUCUGAGUCGAGCCUAAAAUUAGAAGUAAAUCUUUCAAUUCAAGUGUUUUAUAUUCCGUGUAGCCAUAUUUUUUCUAUCUGUUGUCUGAAAACAAAUGCAUAUGGAGUUUGGUUGGCACGCUUUUUAAAGAAAACUGCAUGUUCUUUUCACUUUAGAGUUCCACCGUUCCGCAAAAGUUUGGUAAUCCCACCGGGCGGUUUUUCAGACGAUCACGGCCGCGAAGUACUUCAGCAUGGACCGCUUAUAUUUGGUCGAGAAAGUAAUGGGAUAGAAGCAGUAUCAGCAGCGGCACAAUUUCCAGUGAAUGCAACUCUCCAAAUGAGACAUGACAACCAUUUGCCCUAUGAUUUGGUGCCGAGAGAAAGUACCGCAACGCUACAAGGGCACACAAUUCAGACAAGUGACCCAAAGCCGAAAAGCGCCGAGCAGUCACGCAAUCGAUGGGUAGAAGGAGAAGUGAAGCUUCUCAUUGCAAUCUAUGGUGAGGAAUAUAAGAAAAGAGAUAAAGGAAGAAACCUGGAUUCCAUGUGGGAGAAAAUAGAAGCCAGAUUAGCGGAAGAGUCUAAAGAAGUUCUCAAUAUACAUUGCCAAAAAAGUCAGCCAAGAAUUGCCGUGAUAAAAUGA